Acanthosepion pharaonis is the source of this 687-nucleotide messenger RNA. NCBI's taxonomy places the organism in Eukaryota, Metazoa, Mollusca, Cephalopoda, Sepiida, Sepiidae. The record is from the annotation of a GenBank genome assembly.
AUGCUUUUAAAAUUCGUUUUCCUUGAUUUAUUUUUCUGUUUCUUUUUUCCUUUUUCUUUUUCAUUUAUUUCCACUCAUGUUUCUUCCUUUAUUUUUUGUUUCUUUUUUGUUUCUUUUAAUUUUUCUUAUCUUUUCUCUCAUUCUUUUUUAUUUUUCUGUUUCUUUUUUCUUUUCUUUUACAUUUUUCUCCUUUCUCUCUUUCUUCUUUCUUUUAAUGUUUCUUUUUUCUAUUCUUGUCUUUUCACGCUUUCUUCUUUUUCUGUUUCUUUUUUCAUUUCUUUUCUUUUCUUGUCUUUUCUCUCUUUCUUCUUUCUUUUUCUGUUUUCUUUUCCUCUUUAUUUUUCUGUUUCUAUUUCUUUUCUCUCUUUCUUCUUUUUCUGUUUCUUUUUCCUUUUCUUUUCUUUUCUUUUCUUUUCUCUCUUUCUUCUUUCUUUUUCCGUUUCUUUUUAUUCUUUCUUUUUCUGUUUCUUUUUUCUUUUCUUUUCUCUCUUUCUUCUUUCUUUUUCCCUUUCUUUUUAUUCUUUCUUUUUCUGUUUCUUUUUUCUUUUCUCUCUUUCUCCUUUUUCUGUUUCUUUUUUCUUUUCUUUUCUUUUCUCUCAUGCCUUUUUCUUUAUCUAUUUUUCUUUCUUUUUCCUUUCUUUCAACCCUUUAUCUUUUCGUCUUAUUUCUUUUCCCUUCCUUUUCUAA